Molecule: messenger RNA, 747 nt
Organism: Fusarium pseudograminearum CS3096
Lineage: Eukaryota; Fungi; Ascomycota; Sordariomycetes; Hypocreales; Nectriaceae
Exons: 1
Coding region: 1-747 (248 amino acids)
Source: RefSeq, a predicted model, not a curated record
AUGGCUUCCAACAGCAUAAACACCGUUUAUGUUGUCACUGGAGGCAACAGAGGCAUUGGCCUUGGUCUUGUCAAAGCUCUUGUCGCUCGUGCCCAUUCCACUGUUUUUGCAACUGUCCGUAACGACAAGUCACAGUCGUCUCUCGAAGCUGCUCUUGAAGACGUUCCAAGAGGUAAUAAUAGCACCAUCUCCAUUGUCCAGUUGGACUUCUCCAAUGCCCUCUCCCCUGAGCACAUCAGGGCUGCCCUCGACGUUGAUCGUGUCGACGUACUGAUCAACAACGCUGCCAUCAGCCCUCCAAGCUAUCCGGCACUCGAGAUACCCAUCAGUGAUCUUCGAUCGUCGUUUGAGAUCAACACCAUCGGUCCCCUUACCGUCACUCAGGGCCUUUGGCCAUACCUGAAGAGGUCUUCUGCCCCUAAAGUUGUCAAUGUCUCUUCGUCAGUUGGGUGUAUUACCUUCCAAGAGGUUGUCGCUGGCGCAUAUGGGCCCAGCAAAGCCGCUCUGAACUGGCUUACUCAGGCUUUACAUUUGCAAAAUGAGGGUUUGGUUUCGUUUGCGCUUCAUCCAGGCUUUGUAAGCACUGAGAUGGGCGAUUCGGCUGCGACGGAGUGGGGGUUCCCUUUAUCCAUGCUCGAGAGCGUUGAGAGCUCUGUCGAGGGCAUGCUCAAGAUAAUUGAUGGUGCUACUCGAGAGAAGACUUCGGGCAAGUUCAUCACGAACAAAGGUCAAGAGCUUGCUUGGUAA